Protopolystoma xenopodis is the source of this 633-nucleotide messenger RNA. NCBI's taxonomy places the organism in Eukaryota, Metazoa, Platyhelminthes, Monogenea, Polystomatidea, Polystomatidae. The record is from the annotation of a GenBank genome assembly.
AUGAAUCUCUGGGAGGAAAGAUUAUUGAGAAUUCAAGAAACGAUUGAUGAAUGGCUAAAAAUGCAAGCUCAAUGGCUUUACCUUGAGCCAAUAUUCAACUCUGAGGACAUAAUGCAGCAGAUGCCAGAGGAAGGACGAAACUAUAACUUAGUCGACAAAAAUUGGAAAGACAUUAUGCGAAAUACAAUACGAGAUCCCAGUGUCUUGAAGGCUACUGAGUUUUCCGGUCUACUAGAAAGAUUGAAGGAUAGCAAUGCUCUUCUUGAAAAGAUCAAUAAGGGCCUUAAUGCAUACCUCGAAAAGAAAAGGCUUUUCUUUCCCCGAUUCUUCUUUCUCUCAAAUGACGAGAUGCUCGAAAUUCUCUCUGAGACUAAAGAUCCCCUACGCGUGCAGCCUCAUCUGAAGAAAUGCUUUGAAGGAAUAGCCAAAUUGGAAUUUGAUAGCAAACUUGAUAUCAAGGCGAUGUUUUCAAGUGAAGGUGAAAAGAUUACGCUCACUCAGCCUCUGGAGGGUAUCUGGCACUUCGACUACUUGUUGAGUCUGGGUGCAGGUAGUCAUCCUUUUACUGAAGCACCUUUGCUUCCUGAGCCUGCUAAAUUGCAUCCCGUUACACCUCAAAACCUCGACUCCUGA